AUGGCCAAAGAAACUAAUGCCUUUGUGCGAAAAUUGGCUCACAACGACCCAGCAGUUAGAAAUGCUGCUUUUGUUGCCUUGAAAAACUUUUUGAAAGCUAAAAGCUCAUCUAAAUUGGAUCUCAUCGAGUUACAAGUCUUGUGGAGAGGAUUGUACUUCUCCAUGUGGUAUUGUGACAAGCCUAUUCCUCAACAAACGUUGGCUGGUAACUUGGGUGAGUUAUUUUCCAAAGUUGUGGCCGAAAGCCAGCUCCAAGACUUCCACAGGGCCUACUGGCUGAUCAUGGCCAAGGAAUGGCCCCAGUUGGACAAAUGGAGACUCGACAAGUAUUUGAUGUUGGUGAGAAGAGUACUCAGGCAUCUUCUUUUCCGUUUGGAGGAGCACGGCUGGCCAGAGGCUGAGGUGCAAAACUUCUUGGAUGUUUUGAACGAGUAUCCAUUGAGUGAAAAGGCAUUCUUCCCUAAAUCGCUCACAUACCAUAUCUGUGACAUUUAUCUUGAUGAGAUCGAGUAUGUGAUCUUCAAGGACUUCAGAGAUUACAGUCAGGAAGAUGAUGUUGAGAGUGAAGACGAGGAUGACGAAGUUGAUGAAGAGAAGGAAGACGACGACGAGGAAAAGGAAGAGAAGACCAAGAAUGACGUCAAGUCCCUCACUGAAGAAGAGCAGAAUGCGAAGAAGGCACAGAUUCUUGCAAAUACUCCACUUGUGAAGUUGAUCGAGCCUUUCGACACUUUAUCCAAGUCUGGCAAAGAUAAGGUGUUGAGAAACAAAAUCAAAGAGGAGGUCAUCAACGACGACAGAAUCAAGGCUUGGGGCGUUAAUGACGAGGAGGAGAACGACGACUCUGACGAUGAAUGGACAGGGUUCUAG
Sungouiella intermedia is the source of this 870-nucleotide messenger RNA. Lineage: Eukaryota; Fungi; Ascomycota; Pichiomycetes; Serinales; Metschnikowiaceae. The record is from the annotation of a GenBank genome assembly.